AUGGUGCAAUCAACCGAUCAAAAAAUCCGUGUGUGUGUGCGGAAACGACCUCUGAACAAGAGUGAAAUGCUGGCCAAGGAAAAGGAUAUAGCACAAAUGUCUGGUAUGAGAACAAUUGACAUCUUGGAACCAAAAGUAAGGCUUGAUCUUACGCAGUAUAUUGAACAGCAUUCUUUCACAUUUGACAAUGUCUUUGAUAGCAACAUAUCUAAUCGCACAAUUUAUCAAAAGACAACAAGGCCGCUUGUAAAUUAUAUGUUUGAAGGAGGCAAAUCAACUUGUUUUGCAUUUGGUCAAACUGGGUCAGGAAAGACAUACACUAUGCUCGACCCCAAGCACGGCUUAUACACACUGGCAGUGAUGGAUAUAUUUAGAUUGCUGAAUAAAGGACGUUAUGCACACUUGGUUGUAUGGGUUGGAUAUUACGAAAUAUAUCAAGGUCAUUUAUAUGACUUGCUUAACAAACGAAAGAAACUGAUACCAAGAGAUGAUGGAAAAGGAAAUGUAGUAAUAGCUGGCCUAAAGGAAGUUCGUGUGCAUGAUGUAGAUACUUUGAUGGAAGUUUGCAGUUUUGGAAGCAGAGAGCGAACAACAAAUAAAACAAUGACAAAUCAAUCAUCUUCAAGAUCGCAUGCCAUUUUGCAGAUUUGCUUAAAGCAGAGCACUAAUAACAAACCCUAUGGCAAAUUAAACUUUAUUGAUCUUGCCGGUAGUGAACGAGGCACGGAUAGAGGCCAUAACACAGAUGCAAAAGUGAGAAUGGAAGGUGCUGAAAUCAAUAGAAGUUUACUUGCUUUAAAAGAAUGUAUUAGAGCGCUAGAUCAAGAUCAAAGGCGUGCUCCAUUUCGUGGAAGUAAACUGACCAUGGUUCUCCGUGACUCCUUUAUAGGAAAUUCCAAGACAUGUAUGAUUGCAACCAUUUCACCCAACUCGGCCAAUAGUGAUCAUACAUUAAAUACGCUGAGAUACGCUGAUAGGUAA
This is a messenger RNA of Rhizopus microsporus ATCC 52813, 981 nucleotides long. Its product is annotated as kinesin-domain-containing protein. Gene Ontology annotation, molecular function: ATP binding; microtubule binding; microtubule motor activity. The record is from RefSeq and is a predicted model, not a curated record. Lineage: Eukaryota; Fungi; Mucoromycota; Mucoromycetes; Mucorales; Rhizopodaceae. Gene Ontology annotation, biological process: microtubule-based movement. The coding region runs from base 1 to 981 and encodes 326 amino acids. The transcript has 4 exons.